AAUUAAUCUUUACGCUUCUCUCUCUGCAAUUACUCCUUAAGAGCAUAUCUUUCUAGAAUAUUGAGUAUUGCUGACUUAAGCGUCAGAGUGUUUUCCCGAGAAAACAACCUCGGGAUUUUCAGGGAAGCAACGCAAUUACGCAAGGUCUCAGAAUAUUAUAAAAAGCAGGAAAGGCUCCUUGAAGGGUUCAAUGAAAUGGAGAUCAUGGCUGAAACUGGUUGUUUCCCUGGAAGUCUAACAGAGGAUGAGAUGAAGCGACUUGCAAAAAGUGAGAGACUGGCUGUUCAUGCAUCUAACAUAGCUAAUGUGGUGCUUUUCGCGGCAAAGGUCUAUGCUUCAGUUGAGAGUAAAUCAAUGGCAGGUAUUGCCUCAACUUUAGAUUCGCUGUUGGAUCUCUUGUCAGGGUUUAUUUUGUGGUUUACUGCAUAUGCCAUGAAGAAACCUAACCAUUACCACCAUCCAAUUGGAAAGAAACGAAUGCAACCUGUGGGCAUCAUUGUCUUUGCAUCAAUAAUGGCAACUCUUGGACUACAAAUAAUUCUUGAGUCUGUCCGAGAACUCAUUUCUAAGUCUGGCCCUGAGAUGAGCAAGGAGCAGGAGGAAUGGAUGAUUGGGAUCAUGGUUUCUGUCACGGUAGUAAAGUUCUUUCUCAUGGUUUACUGCCGGCAAUUCAAUAAUGAAAUCGUCAGAACCUAUGCACAAGAUCACUUCUUUGAUGUGAUUACUAAUUCCCUUGGUCUAGCUACGGCUGUCCUAGCUGUUCACGUCCGCUGGUGGAUUGAUCCUACUGGAGCCAUAAUAAUAGCAUUGUACACAAUUAGCACAUGGGCCAAGACAGUGCUGGAGAACGUAUGGUCAUUGAUUGGAAGAACAGCUCCGCCCGAGUUCAUAUCAAAGUUAACUUAUCUAGUAUGGAACCACCACGAGGACAUCCGACACAUUGACACAGUUAGACCAUACACUUUCGGUUCUCAUUACUUUGUAGAGGUAGACGUAGUCCUGCAUGAAGAUAUGUUCCUAAGCAAGGCACACAACAUCGGUGAGACACUGCACGAGAAGCUAGAGCAACUGCCUCAAGUUGAGCGCGCCUUUGUGCAUAUUGAUUUCGAGUUCACUCACAGGCCUGAACACAAGACCUAGGCGUGAUGUUCCCAUUUUAUGUCUACUUUUUGUGAAUGUUGUAAUUACCGAAUGAAUUGCAUUAUUUUUA
This is a messenger RNA of Rubroshorea leprosula, 1210 nucleotides long. The record is from the annotation of a GenBank genome assembly. NCBI's taxonomy places the organism in Eukaryota, Viridiplantae, Streptophyta, Magnoliopsida, Malvales, Dipterocarpaceae.